Molecule: messenger RNA, 822 nt
Organism: Frankliniella occidentalis (western flower thrips)
Lineage: Eukaryota; Metazoa; Arthropoda; Insecta; Thysanoptera; Thripidae
Product: E3 ubiquitin-protein ligase RNF182-like
Exons: 2
Coding region: 1-333 (110 amino acids)
Biological process (GO): protein ubiquitination
Molecular function (GO): ubiquitin protein ligase activity
Source: RefSeq, a predicted model, not a curated record
AUGGAACUACAGUGUGACAUUUGCUUUAAUCUAUUUGACCUGGACCACCACCGUCCAAAGAGCUUGAUCUGUGGACACACCAUUUGUCAAGAGUGCGUGCAGAAUCCUGGCUUGGGAGGGAAGUGUCCAACUUGUAGAAAGGACCUGAACGCCGACCCUGCCGCCCUCCCCGACACUAUCGCUUUGAUCCGCCUGAUUGAACACGACGGCGCGCCUCCUCUCAAGAAGCCCAGGACAGAGGAGACAGAGGUCCGGCAGCUGCGGCGGGGCGUGGAGGCAGGACGGAAGGUGGUGGAGGUGCUGCGGCUGGUGGUGCCCAGGGCCGUGGAGUAGGGUACCUCGAAAAACACCGUUUUUCGAAUCUGAUUUCGGCUCGGGUGGAUAAAUGUUCUAUCCAGUAACACUAUUAACGGUCUAAAAUAUUAUUUCGAUCGGAUAAAAUCUUCAGCCUCCACAGCGGCCUCAAAGUUUAGCAUGGAGCUCUUAUGGGAAAAAAGCGUAAAAACUGAAAUCUUACAUUGGAGGGUUCCUGUCAUAUAAUUCGCUGUUUUAAUUUUUAAAAAUGCAAUCUACGCAUAAAAACGCAUCCAGAGAUGUGCCACUUGUCAUAUGAGUACCCGUCCGUUAUGACCAAGGCCCUGUCAAAAAAGCUGAUUUUGCGUCAAAAUUGCAAAUUUUGGUCAUAAAAGCUGGGUACAUAUGACAUGAAGGAGCACAUCUCCGGAAGCGUUUUCACGCGUAGAUUCCAUUUCUACUAAUUAAAACAGCGAAAUUUUCAACUGGAACCCUCACGUAAAAAAUUUCAGUUUUUAACCUUUUUUC